AUGCAUUAUCAUGAGCUUCCAGUUUUGCCUUGUGCCCUCUUGUUUGCUUUGCUCCUGAGGUACUUUGUUAGACACAUUAAUCGAAACCCAGUUCUCAAAGUGGGCCCCGUCAUUUUUUUUCCAAGCAUUUCUCGAAGGACGCUCAAUUUAGCCCUCUGUAAAGACCCCCAAUUGCUCGGGUCGAGUCCGAGCGGAAACUAUUAUAAGACCGUGCUCGAAAAUGGCCUCAAUGUUGCUGUCAAGAGACUCGGCCCAUUUUCCUGCGUGUCUUCUGAAGCCCACAGCAAGAAAAAGAUACUGCAAGAGCUCAGUAAACUGGCAUGCCUGAGGCAGAGGAAUUUGAUGAGUUUGAGGGCUUAUGUGUUUGAAUCGGGAGUUUACUCAUUGGCUUUGUUCGAGCAUCAUCGUCGGGCUUCAAUCCACCGGAAUGUUUUCAGAACUCCAGGUACUCUGAUAAAAGCGGACAUCUAUAGCUUUGGGAUGAUAUUGGGUGUUCUAUUAACCGGAAGGGACCCGAACGACACAUCCUUUGGUAGCAUGGGAGAAUGGCUUAGGCAAAUACAGCAAGAAGGUGAAGCUCGAGAAGCACUAGACAAGAGAAUCCUCGAUGGGAAACAAGUCGAACAAGAUGAGAUGCUAAUGGCUUUAAGAAUUGAUGUUGUUUGCCUUUCGGAUUUACCUGCUGAUCGACCCUCUAGCGACGAGCUCCUUUCGAUGCUCACUCAAUUAAAUAGUUUCUGA
Messenger RNA from Striga hermonthica, 741 nucleotides. The record is from the annotation of a GenBank genome assembly. Lineage: Eukaryota; Viridiplantae; Streptophyta; Magnoliopsida; Lamiales; Orobanchaceae.